Branchiostoma floridae (Florida lancelet) is the source of this 996-nucleotide messenger RNA. Its product is annotated as tripartite motif-containing protein 3-like. The transcript is spliced from 2 exons. Gene Ontology annotation, molecular function: translation repressor activity; ubiquitin protein ligase activity; protein binding. The record is from RefSeq and is a predicted model, not a curated record. The coding region runs from base 1 to 996 and encodes 331 amino acids. Gene Ontology annotation, biological process: protein polyubiquitination; negative regulation of translation; proteasome-mediated ubiquitin-dependent protein catabolic process. NCBI's taxonomy places the organism in Eukaryota, Metazoa, Chordata, Leptocardii, Amphioxiformes, Branchiostomatidae.
AUGGCGACUGCAUCGUCAAGUUUGGGGACACAGUUCCAUGAAGAACUGACCUGCAGCAUCUGCCUGGAGCUGUUCACCAGGCCCAAGGUGCUGCCCUGUCAGCACACCUUCUGUCAGGACUGUCUACAGGACCAUGCAGGGAGGGGAGGGGCCUUCCAGUGCCCAAACUGUCGUCAGCAGGUCAGGCUGCCACCCCAGGGGGUCACAGGUUUGCCAGACAAUCUCAUGGCGGCAAAUAUGUGUGAGAUACUCCAACAGCAGACUUCGCUGUCAGGUCCAGCAGCAAGGGGUACAGGUCAUCACCAUGGUAACCACAGGGAAAGAGAGCAGCAUUCUCAGAGGGUGAGAUUUGGUGGAAAGAGAUCAGGAACAGGACAGUUUGGUCGUCACUCAGCCCCUGCACCUGCACCUGCACCAAUCCCAGCAGAACGUGCAGCAAGGGGGAGGGGUCAUCGCCAUGGUAACCAAUGGCAAGGGGAGCCUCAGUCUCAAUAUCACAGGACAACAAUUGGUAAAUCAGGAUUUGGGCCAGGACAGUUUUAUAGUCCAUCCGGUGUUACAGUGUCAGAAGAAGGGGAGAUCUUUGUAGCAGACAGGGAUAACCAGAGAAUCCAAGUCUUCACCCUGCAGGGAACAUUUGUAAGACAGUUCCCAACAGUGGUGCCAAGACGUGAAGAGAAGAUAAAACCAGAGGAUGUGGCCCUGGACGGGAAGGGGAACCUGUGGGUGGUGGGGAGGACAGAGUUUGCUCAAUUUGCUGUGCAGUACAACAAACAGGGCAGGGUGCUGAGGAAGUUUGACCUACAGGAGUCAGAGUGGUACAGAGGAGUUGCUGUGGAUACCAGGAGGAACCACAUCCUCAUCACACAAAUCACAGGACACUUGCUCAACCUGCAUGACAUGGGAUGGCCAUGUGCUGUUGCCAUGGCACCACAGGGACAGCUGGUAGUGACUGAUAUAGAGAACCACACAGUCUCCAUAUUUCCCACCUACUGA